Messenger RNA from Pimephales promelas (fathead minnow), 4699 nucleotides. The record is from RefSeq and is a predicted model, not a curated record. NCBI's taxonomy places the organism in Eukaryota, Metazoa, Chordata, Actinopteri, Cypriniformes, Leuciscidae.
ACUGAGCCUGCCGGACAGUCUGAACCUGCACCGUGACCAGCAGCGAGCAGGGAAAACCGGAGAGGCCCAUGCCUACAGCCAGGCUGAACUCCGCACCAUUGAACAGUCCCUCCUGGCGACCCGCGUGGGGAGCAUUGCAGAGCUCAGUGACCUGGUGUCUCGAGCCAUGCAUCAACUUCAGCCUCUGCACAUCAUGAACCCCAGCAAUGGAACGCCAGUACACGAGAACCGCACCAGCACCGUGCACUGGGAACCGGAAGCCCUCUACACGCUCUGCUACUUCAUGCACUGUCCUCAAAUGGAGUGGGAAAACCCUAAUGUUGAACCCUCUAAGAUUACCCUGCAUACUGAGAGGCCGUUCCUGGUCCUGCCUCCAUUGAUGGAAUGGAUCCGGGUGGCCGUGGCGCACACAGAACACCGCCGAAGCUUCUCUGUGGACAGCGAUGAUGUACGUCAGGCAGCCCGACUGCUGUUACCCGGGGUGGACUGUGAGCCGCGGCAGCUAAAAGCAGAUGACUGCUUCGGUACCACAAGGAAACUGGACGCUGCAUCCACAGAAGCAAAAUUCCUGCAGGACCUGGGCUUCCGGAUGCUCAACUGUGGACGAACUGACCUGGUCAAGCAAGCAGUCAAUCUGCUUGGGCCAGAUGGCAUUAACAGUAUGAGUGAACAGGGCAUGACCCCUCUCAUGUACGCGUGCGUCCGUGGGGACGAGGCCAUGGUGCAAAUGCUGCUGGACGCUGGGGCAGACAUUAACAGUGAGGUGCCCAGCUCACUACACAAGCACCCCUCAGUUUAUCCUGACACCAGGCAGGGGACUCCACUCACUUUCGCCGUGUUACACGGACACGUCCCUGUCGUGCAGCUUCUACUGGAUGCCAGAGCUAACGCGGAGGGAGCGGUUCAAGAAGCCACAGAGAAUUACACUGAGACGCCACUUCAACUUGCAUCUGCAGCAGGCAACUUUGAGCUGGUCAGUCUGCUUUUGGAAAGGGGAGCAGACCCUUUGAUUGGCACCACUUACCGUAAUGGCAUUUCCUCUGGUCCGCUGGGUGAAAUGAACUCAUACAGCCUGGCAGCAGCACAUGGACACAGGAACGUGUUCCGGAAGCUUCUGUCCCAGGUGGAAAAGGACAAGGGGGACGUGCUGUCUCUGGAGGAGAUCCUAGCUGAGGGUUCAGAGGUCGUAGAGAGGAGAGCACCACAGAACGAAGGCACCCUCCGGACAGGCAAGGCCAAACUAAGAGCCCUCCGCGAGGCCAUGUACCACAGUGCCGAGCACGGCCACGUGGACAUUACCAUAGACAUCCGCAGCCUGGGCGUGCCAUGGACCCUGCACACGUGGCUGGAGUCCCUGCGGACGUGCUUUGUGCAGCAGCGGCGACCGCUGAUCCAAGGCCUGCUGAAGGACUUCAGCUGCAUUAAAGAAGACGAGUACACAGAGGAACUUAUCACGCACGGACUGCCACUCAUGUUCCAGAUCCUUCGAGCCAGCAAGAAUGAGGUGAUCAGCCAGCAGCUGUCAGUAAUCUUUACCCAAUGCUACGGGCCUUUCCCAAUCCCCAAACUCACAGAGAUCAAAAAGAAGCAAACGUCACGUUUGGAUCCACACUUUCUCAACAAUAAAGAGAUGUCUGACGUGACAUUUCUGGUGGAAGGAAAGCCAUUUUAUGCCCAUAAAGUGCUGCUUUUUACUGCCUCAGCAAGGUUUAAGUCUCUGCUCUCUAACAGACCAGCAGCUGAGAACACGUGCAUCGAGAUCAGUCAUGUCAAGUACAACAUUUUUCAGCUGGUAAUGCAGUACCUCUACUGUGGCGGCACUGAGUCACUGCACAUCAGGAACACUGAAAUUAUGGAGCUCCUGUCUUCAGCCAAAUUCUUCCAACUUGAGGCUCUCCAAAGACACUGUGAAAUCAUCUGCUCCAAGAACAUCACGACCGACACCUGCGUGGACAUAUACAAACAUGCUAAGUUCCUGGGGGCCUCGGAGCUGGCAGCCUUCAUCGAGGGCUACUUCCUGAAGAACAUGGUGCUCCUGAUCGAGCUGGAGAACUUUAAGCAGCUACUGUAUGAGGUUCCUGCCGAGAGCCCCGGUCCAGGCCCGUCCUACGACGUCCUCCAUGACCUCGAGAGAACCCUGGCCCUUCGCAUCCGCUCCAUCCAUCUCUCAACCUCCAAGGGCUCCAUCGUGUGACACGUUCUCCAUGCUCAUGCCAACUGUUCCUUACAGCGGUUUCAUCAAGAGCUCCAUUAUUGUGUGCCAACCACUUGGAGACAUUUCAAACAUCACCGCCGACAUGACAAGCACCUGCCCGACGGGAUGAGCUGUAGGGAAGGCCAAGAGAUGGGUUUUAGUCCACAGGCUAACAUCUCCACAACGUUGCAGAAACGUCAGCCUGCGGAGCUCAUACCAUUCCAAGGGCUACGUUACGUCGUGGAAACAUUCUAGCAACGUUGUGACAAGCUAAUCACGCCCCAACCAAUGUUAGUGCCCAGGGAAACCAUGGCUUCUGAUGUCAUCACUGCCUCGGCGAUGCAUGUGGAUUGGGCCAGUUUCAUUUUUAGGUGGAACUGUCACCAGGCUACCCGCUGUGGACAGUUUUAGUAACACACACAGUUAUAUUACUGUACUCUCCGAUUGAUGUAAUAGUGUUAGCCUGCCCUCUGAACCCUGAAUUUGUGUAACAUUCUCUCCAAGUGUCACUAAACGCUAAGCCAACGAUGCAUGUUAAGUUCGGUAGGUGAUAUCGCCAUCAAGUUCCUAAGCAUUUGUUUUCAAGUUAGGACAAAAACAUCCGCUAGGUGUAGAGUUUGUAAAACGGAGGUGUUUUAUAUACUUACUAAUACUCACAUCCAACUACAACUUUUGGUAUUUGUGACACAGAACAAUAUGCCGGCUGUUUAAACCCUAGCACUUGUGUUUAAAGCUUCGCGGUUUUAAGGAAUAGGGAUUUGCUACCUUCAGUCUUUUGAUCCAACAUAAAUUAUCCAAGUAGACUAAACUUAUUUGAGUUGUUUCUUUUAGUUGAUCCUUCUCACCAUCGUGUCAGAUCUGAGCUUUUCAUUUCAGCCCACACACUUUAAUGACCCUCCAAUCUACCACUGUGCUUGGUACACUUAAAACUGAGCAGUUCAUCUUUGCCUUGAGGUCGUGUAACCAACGAUCUGUGUUGAAUAAUCUGCAUGGGUCUGGAACUUUUGUAAAAAUACACACACAUGGAGCUCAUUUUCCUUUAGUGGAUGCAGAAUUCUUUACUAAAUUACGGAAUUAUUUACUAUGGUCCUUUGAGGUCUUCGUUGCUUGCGAGUCUGUCUAAAUCGUGUUAUGAAAGAUGCCAUUGCACUGGUCGCUAACUUCGUGGCCCAAUGUACAAAUCCCCAGUCCUCACCUGCUGCACUGCUUUUGUUCAAUGUGAAAAAUGUGAAGCCAGCUCAAAACAAGCUGUUUUAAGUGUGCAUGUUCUGGUUUUACCCGUGUUAGUCUGUAACCCUUCAGGAUGUUGGUAAUUUAGGAACUGUACCUGACGUAUAGUGUUACCAGCAGAAGAUUUUUUUGACCUGGCUGAACCCAAAGUAACAGAUUUAUAUUUACGACAUUUCAUCCAAAGACUAUCUAGAAGUUACAUCAAAAUUUCACCAAAUACUCCAUUUAUCAGCACACAUGAGAAGUGACUAUAUGAAUAAGUACGCAUGACGUGCUGGUAGUGCUGUCAAAGAGUCCUGUUUCGUUGUAUGAUUUAUAUUUCGUGUAUGUAAUUGAAUAACUUGGUUAUGAACAUCCUCAUGUAAAAUGAAAGGUUGGAUUAUAACUAAAUUUAAAAUGAACAAUUGAAAUACAUACUGAUAUGUAGCGGACAAUAUCACGAUGCAAAUAAUUUAAAACUGUGAAGAUUUUAUUUUAAAGAAACUUAGUAUAGUUACUUUAUUUUCUUACAAAGUACAUUUAUAAUUGUGCAAUCCCUGUCUGCUAUUUUGUGAUAAUAAGUCAUAAUGUAACUGUAUCUUUGCAAAACGUCAAUGCUUUGACAAAAGCUAACACAAAAACAGACAAGGAUAAAUCAUGUUCAUGUCAUUUUGAUGAUCGGACCUGCUUAAUUGCAAUGUCCUCGGCAAACCCCACCAUUUGUGUUCACGGUUUAAAGAAAAAUGAUUUGUAAAAGCAAUACUUGACACAAAUAUGUCCAUGCAAGGUCAGUGCUCUCCUACUACUUGUGCUUAGCAUGGAUGCUUCUCCAUGUAGCCAAAUGUAAAGCAGAGGCCAAUGUCAUGAAGUGUUCGUAAAAGCUAUAAACCUCCCCACAUAAAAAGAUACUUGCUCUGUGCUUCUUGGCUUCAGCUUUUUUUUUUUUUUUUUUCUGCUUCAAGGCUGUUAAACAUGCUUUAACUCUUCGGUCUCCACUAAGGCACACUUUAGACAAAAACCUGCAUGCUUUGGCUGGAUCAGAGUCUAACAGAAUUUGUUUGCUCUUAUUAUUUCACCUGAUUGAAACAUUGUACAUUGUACAAAAGAUAUAUAGAGAAAUAUCUAUAGAACUUGGUGUAAAUAUAAGGGACGUGGUUGAGUUUAACAAUCGAAAAAACAAGAAUGUUACACUUGUGCUACAGUACAGUUGUUCAAUGACAUGCAUUUGUGUACAGUCAAUAGAAAUUACCACGAUUGACCACUGUGUUGGGUCAUCAAUAAAUUUCUGUGAUAAAC